Molecule: messenger RNA, 2149 nt
Organism: Melanotaenia boesemani (Boeseman's rainbowfish)
Lineage: Eukaryota; Metazoa; Chordata; Actinopteri; Atheriniformes; Melanotaeniidae
Product: dnaJ homolog subfamily C member 3-like
Exons: 10
Coding region: 1-939 (312 amino acids)
Biological process (GO): protein folding in endoplasmic reticulum
Cellular component (GO): endoplasmic reticulum
Molecular function (GO): protein-folding chaperone binding; misfolded protein binding
Source: RefSeq, a predicted model, not a curated record
AUGAGGAAGGUGAAGAGGAAGGUGUCCUUCGUGAAGAUGUAUGUCCUGGUGCAUGGAAGUUUCCAUGAAGGUAACACCACACACAGCUUCCGUGUUUAUUGCUUAUUGUUUCUGAAGCUCAGCUUGCUGCACUACAGCCUUGGGGAGCAUCACGAGUCACUCAACCACAUCAGAGAGUGUCUAAAGCUUGACCACGAUGAUAAAGAAUGUUUCAGCCACUAUAAGCUGGUGAAGAAGCUCAGCAAGCAGCUAGACUCAGCAGAGGAGCUGAUUCAGGAGGAGAGGUAUCAAGAUGCCAUUGAUAAAUAUGAAUCGGUGACGAAGAGACAUCGUAAUGUCCUGUAUUAUACCAACCUGGCAAAAGAGAGGAUCUGCUUCUGUCUUGUCAAGCUCAAGUUGGCUACCGAAGCAAUAGAUGUGUGUUCAGAAGCCCACCAAAGAGAUCCUCGCAAUGCCAACAUUCUCAAAGACCGAGCAGAGGCCUAUAUUCUUAACCAGGACUAUGAGAAAGCUGUGGAGGACUACCAAGAGGCCAGAGAGUUUGAUGGUGACAGCAACGACAUCCGAGAGGGGCUGGAACGAGCACAGAAGCUGCUCAAAAUCUCUCGUAAGAGGGACUACUACAAGAUCCUCGGAGUCAGCAGGAGUGCUAACAAGCAAGAAAUCAUCAAGGCAUACAGGAAGCUGGCACAGCAGUGGCAUCCUGACAACUUCCAGUCUGAGGCUGAGAAAAAGGAGGCAGAGAAGAAGUUUAUUGACAUCGCUUCCGCUAAAGAAGUCCUCACUGACCCAGAAAUGAGACAGAAGUUUGAUGCAGGUGAGGAUCCUCUAGACCCGGAGAACCAGCAAGGAGGAGGUGGAGGACAGAGGGGCUGGCCAUUUCACUUCAACCCUUUUGAGUCUGGCAGCAGCUUCCACUUCAAGUUCGAGUACAACUAGAGAGCAGGACUCAAUCAACACAUGAGAUUUUGCCACUUUUGGACUUAUUUGGGGAAGAAUUAAGCUGGAUUUCUGGAGAAGUCUUCCUCAGAACUUGUACAUCAGCCUGGACGCCGUUUUAUCGAUUCCUUGAACUUGAUUUUUUUUAACUGUACUUCUCACCACAAUAACUGAGAACCUAACUGUGGUUCCUGUUGAAUCAAGCUGUGGCUGUGGUUGAGGAAAGAAGGAAGUUUUGUCAACACACGUGCUGCUGAAGGAAAUGCAAAGGCAGUGAUUGAAAGCAGCAGAUGUGUCCGCUCUUAUUACUCAUUUCAUUCUUUGUGCCAUUCUCCCAACCUUUACUUUUGGAUGCAGUAACUCAUCUGGGACGACCCACAGGAAGAACAUCGGUGUGCUUUCUCAUCUUGUUGUGGCUCGCAGUAUUUGUUGAAGGGACCUCAUGUUACCUACGUUCAGUUGAUAUUCUUUACCACAUUUAGGUGUUUUUACUGUAGAGAAUUCAGACUUUUAUUUGACAUCAAAUGGCCCAUUUUGUUGAGCUGUUUUAUUUAUGGUGAGACUUAAGCACUUUUACAUGAAACUUGUGGGUGUAAAAAUAUAGAAAUCCUAUGGAUCUUAAAUCAGUAUAGGUGCUUCCUGAUUGUUGUUGAUUUUGCUUUAAACUAAAAUUGGCUUUUAGUUUUCUCACAGGUGUCGUGUGUAUUUGGGUGGAAACGUAUCCAACUACAUUUUAUGAUUCGGUUAUAAUGUACAAAAAGAAAAUAGGCCGAAAACAGUUUCUUGGAUAAAAGCAUAGCAAGUGAUGAUUAAAUCAAACAUCAUGCUUGUAUUUCUUUGCCUUUUUGCUCAUUUCUGUGAACAUCUUGAAGACUUGCACUUCUGGUCUUCUGUUUAAAAAAAACUCCGCUUCUCCCCUCCUGAAAUGUUACUGCAGAGUCUUUGCGAAUACUGUCAUCAGCAGUUAUAUGAGAACCUCAUUUAUAAAUAGAAAAAGUGCACAUGUCCAACAUUGAGCUGAGCUGGAGAUUAAAUUUCUGUGGUACACUGAAUGCACUUCCUAAGCAGGAUGUUUGGAUAAUAUUUAUCUAAGGAGGGACUGCUGCAUAAAGCUAAACCUAAACUGUUACAGGUGCAGUUUGUAAAUGAGGCUCAAAUGAUGCAGCUGUGAAGACACAUGGCACAAGAAGCUUUUUUUUCAUUUUUUGUU